AUGGGUAAGCCUAACCGUCACGUAUUCGAACGAUGGCAUAUCGCCAUUUGCACUAUGGUAUUUGGCUUACAAGGGAUGCCCAUCAUCCCAUGGCGUGCCAGAAAUCAAAGCGCAAAAUUCGAUAUGCCAGCAGGGCAUUCCAGGGUGAAUCAAAUUCCGGAGUUCAAAGUUCAAGAAAAUCCACAUGACCGUGACUGUUGGUUAUCCGUUCGACAACUGAACGUAAUUCGCCGAAUUUGUGAAUUUGAGAACUUUGAACUUGAUUUUUUUGAGGCGUUCUUCGCUCCUCGGUCUGUAGAAUGGUGGACGCGAGCCAAAAAUGAGAUGCGUUACGUUGUCUCCAGUGAAGAAGGCGAUAUCGAUUGGUGGGAAGAAGACAGUGAAAGCGAAUUGGCUGAGGUGCCACCGAAGCCUCUAUCCUUUCUUUGGAUCAAGGAACGUCGGGAAAUGUUGCGAUUUGAUGCGAAGUUACCGUCACUGCUUCCAUCACCGUCGAUGCAUCAAAUUCGUAAGGGACUCUCCCGAUUCCCUCCACCGAGACAAUCACAUAAUGUGUGCAGUGGCGUCAAAAAGCUUUCCGUGCUGCUUGAGAACCAAGUGUCGACGUGGGUAUCAGUGACGGCUAAAGGAGAAGACAUAGCAAAAUAUGUGGACCUUCGUGGACCAGUACCUGGCAUCGCUGGCCUACAGCCGAUCUGUCCGACAAUCGAUCUGAGAGAAGUAUCACCGAUUCUGGGGAUGCAUCAUCUGCCAGCAUUUGCAUUGAGCGAUCAGUUUCUGUUCUACAAACCAGAAAAGGCUCUGACUGAUGCUUUGAAGUCACUGGGAAACGAACGGGAUUCGAUAGAACAUGUAGCUGCUCGGCUACACACGGCAACCUCUGGUUCGGAAAAUGGGUGA
Messenger RNA from Haemonchus placei, 900 nucleotides. The record is from the annotation of a GenBank genome assembly. NCBI's taxonomy places the organism in Eukaryota, Metazoa, Nematoda, Chromadorea, Rhabditida, Trichostrongylidae.